Messenger RNA from Formica exsecta, 3633 nucleotides. It is a transcript of the gene YME1L, whose product is annotated as ATP-dependent zinc metalloprotease YME1 homolog. Gene Ontology annotation, cellular component: mitochondrial inner membrane. Lineage: Eukaryota; Metazoa; Arthropoda; Insecta; Hymenoptera; Formicidae. Bases 339 to 2594 code for a protein of 751 amino acids. Gene Ontology annotation, molecular function: metalloendopeptidase activity; ATP-dependent peptidase activity; ATP hydrolysis activity. The transcript has 13 exons. The record is from RefSeq and is a predicted model, not a curated record. Gene Ontology annotation, biological process: mitochondrion organization; protein quality control for misfolded or incompletely synthesized proteins.
UGUAUCGGCGGGCCUAGUAAAUUAUCAGUUUGUGCCUUUGACGGCUAACCAUCAAUUGGCUCCGUAUUCAAAACACACAGUCGGUAUUAAAAAAAAUCAGUUAAUGUUUAAAUAAAUUGCCAAGUGAUUAUUAAUCACGUGACUAUACUUGUAAAAAAUUUCCGCGACAAAUUCGCGGUGGAGCACUUGCGUGGACCGAUCCAAACUAUCGACACAUGAUCCAUCGUUUUUACGUGCGAUCCGUCAUUGCUUAAUUUUUCGUCAUUCACAAUCUUUCCUCGAUCGUCUCAAAUUUCUGCAAAUCCGCACGAUUUUUCCGUCUUGAGAAACUCGAGAUUAUGCUAUCUCUUCAAUCUCACAAUCAGGUUUUAUACCAUUUAACGCAGUUAUCAUUGGCAGUGACUCCUAGAACAACUUUAUAUUCAGUCCAAGCUAAGAAACAGGAUGAAUCCCUACAAAAGAAUACAGAGGAGAUGGCAAUUUGCCAGAACAGUCUUGAAGAGGCGGCAAAAAAUUGUACUGAGCUACUGGAAAUGAAUUUAAAUGCUUUAAGUGCAUUAACAAUGAAGAACAAUAAGGUGUAUGUAAUGUUAGAUGAUCUAGCUAUCAGUGUAUUUAGGAGAUCGUUGGAAGAGAAUAAUAAGUGGAAAGUGUCUUAUUUAUCUGGCCUAAGUUUUGCCGACAACAAACGGGGCUUCCCAUACUCCUCAAUUACAGAGCCCAUUAUUCUACCUGUCAUACAUCUAGCAUCAAAACAGCAUUGUAGACUGUUACACACAUGGUAUGCCAAAGCGCUACAAAAUCAUAUACCAAUUCGUACGUUCAAGUCUCAGCGUAGUAUAAAAUUGGAACUUGAGCAAAAUCCAACAUUCAUGAGCAGAAUAAAAAAAUGGCUUGGCCUCUCUUCUAAUCUUCAUGUGAGCUCGGUACAUGAACCAAGAAGUUCGGACUUUGAAAAAAUAAAACAGAUCUUCAACAAUACUGAUGUAACAGCAGACGAGCAGAAGAGAAUAAAAAUGGCUUUUGUAGAAGGAUAUGAAUCUGGAUUGCAACGGCAGAUGCGAGGACGAACAAUGUUAUUCAAAAUCGUGCUAAAUAUGAUAGCUGUUUCUGUGUUCCUAGUUAUCCUCAUAAUUUGGCUUUAUCUUAGUUAUCCAGGAGGAGGAAUAUUCAAGCUUCCUAUGAGCCAUAGAAUUGAAAUCGAUCCCGAGGACAUCCAUGUUACUUUCAAUGACGUCAAAGGGGUGGAUGAGGCAAAGCAAGAGCUUUUGAAUGUAGUGGAAUUCUUGAAAAAUCCCGACAAAUUUUCUGCUCUUGGCGGAAAGUUGCCGAAGGGUGUCCUGUUGGUCGGUCCACCCGGGACAGGAAAGACAUUAUUAGCGCGCGCAGUCGCUGGAGAAGCUGGUGUACCGUUCUUCCAUGUGGCAGGUCCUGAAUUUGACGAAAUCUUAGUUGGCCAGGGUGCUCGGCGCGUCAGAGAUUUAUUCCGGGCAGCGAAAGAAAAAGCACCAUGUGUAGUGUUUAUUGAUGAGAUUGAUUCCGUAGGUGCAAAAAGAACAAACUCGGUUCUCCAUCCUUAUGCGAAUCAGACAAUUAAUCAAUUACUUUCCGAAAUGGAUGGCUUUCGCCAAAAUGAAGGUGUCAUAGUUCUUGGUGCUACAAAUAGACGCAAGGAUCUCGACAAAGCGUUAAUGCGUCCAGGCCGUUUCGAUGUUGAGAUUUAUAUUAAUAAACCUGAUUAUUUUGGUCGUAAGGAGAUAUUAGACCUCUACUUAUCUAGAAUAUUGACACAUGAAGUUGAUACAGUUUAUCUGGCACGUUGUACUACUGGAUUCACCGGAGCUGAUCUUGAAAACAUGAUAAAUCAAGCUGCACUACGCGCAGCGAUUGAUGAGGCGGAUUGCGUCACCAUGAAACAUUUGGAGUAUGCUAGGGACAAAGUAUUGAUGGGUCCUGAAGGCAAGUUAAAGUUACGUGAUGAGGAAGUCAAUCGUAUUACAGCAUAUCAUGAAGCUGGACAUGCUCUAGUAGCAUUUUACACAAAAGAUGCCACACCACUUCAUAAAGUUACUAUUGUCCCACGAGGACCAUCGUUAGGUCAUACUUCUUAUAUGCAUGAGAAGGAUGUUUAUCAUGUUACAAAGUCACAAUUGUUAGCUAAUAUGGAUUCCAUGAUGGGUGGUAGAGCUGCAGAGGAGUUGACAUUUGGUCCAGAAAAAGUGACGACUGGAGCUUCUUCCGAUUUAGUGGAGGCGACAAAGAUAGCAGAGAUGAUGGUAAAAAAUUAUGGAAUGUCAGAAAAAGUGGGAUUUAGGUCAAUAAUAGAGAAUAAGAAGCUUUUUGGUAAUAACAAUACAUAUGCUCCAAGCACGAAUGAGCUCAUUGACAAUGAAGUAAAGCGGAUUUUACAGGAAUCAUAUGAACGUGCAAAAUCAAUUUUGAAAACGCAUGCAAAGGAACAUAAACAGCUAGCAGAAGCGUUAUUACAGUAUGAGACAUUGGAUGCGGAUGAUGUGGCUGCCAUUGUCAAUGAAACAGGACUCAGUAAACGAGAAUCAUCUGCAGAUCCAAAGAGAUCGACAAAAGGAUCUUAAUCUAAACGCGGUUGUCUGAGAGUGUUUGCCGAGAAGGUAGGAAUCAAGCAUAAUUAUAUAAAAUUUGCGCGGACAUACAAUUUGGAUAAUGAUCGUUGUAUUUUAUACGAACUUAUAAUUCAUGAGAGACUUAAAAUACACUCGAAAUAUAAAUCGUGAGUUUUUUUUUAAAUUUUAUUUUGAAUUACCAUUUUUAAUCGAAAUACAAAUUUAAUAAAAAUAUAAAUUAUCGCACUCAAAUGUCUAUUUAAAUGUUUAAAAUACUUUAAAUGUAUAUAUACAUCACAAAAAUAGAUGCUGUUCCUAUUAUUAUAUUAACAGCACUUAUUUCCGUUCAUUUUUUUUGUUAUUUAAAAUUUUAGAAGAUGUUAUAUAUGUCCUUCCCAUAAGCUUAUAUAAAAUUUAAUCAUUAUUCUAUAUUUGACAAAUUAUAAUAAAAAGAGAUUAUCAUUGUUUAUGCAUCAUAUCUUUAUUCUAAAUCGAUAAAUAUUUGUUUUUAAUGCAGCAGCAUCUAUUUUUGAACGGAAUGUUUAUUGUUGGUUAAAUGCCAACUUCGGUCAAUUAUCAAAUUCCGCGAAAAAACGCUGACAAUUCAUCUCAAACUUUAAAUAGAAAUGCGUCUUUAAAUAGAAGAGAUAAAAAUUCUGCACUCGUUGGAAAUUUUAACGAAAAAAAAACAGCUGCUAAAAAAAUGUAUUUGAUCAGAAGAAUUGCGUUUUCCGGAAAAUUCAUCUUUUGCUCGCAAUUUCUUGAUUUUUUUUCUGCAAUGGUCUACAUUCGUUUAUUUAAAGCAAUAGCUGAAUUUUUUUCUCAAAUAAAAUGAAAAUCAUCAAAAUAUCGUUAAAUUAAUUAUUGGCUAUUUUGUCUUCCCUUCCCUGCUUGGGAAACUGCAAUUGAAAAAUGACAAAAUGUCCAGCGAAUAUAAAAAUAUACCGGAAACGUAACAAAUUUUGAUGUAUCAUUAAAUAGACAUUAUAAAUAUAAAUUGUACUGAAUUAUGUAUAUACAUAUACACAUAAAUAUUUAUAUACAUAUGUCU